Messenger RNA from Phlebotomus papatasi, 1775 nucleotides. RefSeq names its product protein saal1-like. The transcript is spliced from 2 exons. The record is from RefSeq and is a predicted model, not a curated record. Bases 124 to 1476 code for a protein of 450 amino acids. Lineage: Eukaryota; Metazoa; Arthropoda; Insecta; Diptera; Psychodidae.
AAAAUCUCCCCCUUGAAAAUCCGAUUAAUCGAUUCCUUAGAAAAUAAUCGGGUGAAAAGUGAGGUUAGUUUUCGUUUUGUUUACGCCACCCGGAACAUCGCGUCUUCCUGGAAAAAAGUCCAGAUGUCCAGAAUGGAUUCACAGGAGGAAGGAUCUCCACGUGUGCAUAACUCCAAUCCCUCAUGCGAGGAAUUUGAAAUUGAUCAGGAGAAGCUAAAAGGCGAUGCAAUCGGUGAAUCUCUGUACAGUGAGAGAUUUGUUUUAUCCACGCUCAUUAAGCUGACAAAGAUGGAAGAGAAGGAAGAGAAUGAGGAACUUAGUGAGGAUUUUGAGAAGGAUCUGUGUAUUCUCUGGGACAUGACGAUAGAGAAGGACGUGAUCCGGUUGUUGCUUUCUCACAAUGUCCUGGAACUCUUCGCCCAGAUUAUUCAAACGAGUACAGAUGAUCGUUUGACGGAGAUUCUUGUAGGGAUAAUUGGGAAUAUGUGUAGUUUGUCUGAGACUCGUGACAGUUUGUGUGAGAAUCCUCAAGUUGUGGGGCCUAUCCUUGAGCUGAUCUCUUCAUUUGAUCCUCCGACACUUGUGCAGCUCAUGAGGCUACUGCAUGCGUGCUUGGUGUUUGAGAAUACAGGGGACGAAGUGACGUGGUUUCAGCAUUUCUGCAAUGUGGACGGUUUUGUGGAGAAAUUCUCCUUCAUCCUGGCCAAUUCUGUCAACAGGAGCCUACUGUUUACAGCUUUUGAGGCUCUCAAUGCAAUUGCCUCGAAAUUUGCAAUGAUAGAAUUUCAGCAGGAUGGCAGUUUGCAGCUCAAAGAUGUUCUGGUGAAGCCAGAAUUGAUUGCCGGCAUUAUUGAGGCACUUAAGCAGUUGCUUCCGGACACACAGAAUGACCUGGAGAUUCUUGAUCUCACGGAUAGGCGGAAGAAAAUCAUGAAUUUGUUUCUCGACAUCAAUGCAAUUCUGUCGCAGUACGAGGAUACCUCGAGGGCUUCCUACAGCUCCAGCAUGAAAGAUAUGCAUGAAUGCCUGGAGAGUAUCCUAAUGCCCUACUGCCAUGCUGUCAAUCUCGUACCGCCAACGGCUAAUGAGCAAGGAGUCAUUGAGAAUGUGAGUGAUCUCCUGAUUGCACUCUCUCCGCCCUUUCCUGGCAAAUGCUUCGGGCAAAUGAUCAAAAUCUGGGCAGUGAUUGAGGAAUUCCGGGAGAAGAGUGACCAGGAAGAAGAGUCAGAGUGGACAUGUCGCAGGGAUGAAGUGAAUGCUGAAGAUAUUUCCACGACAAUCCUGGAUUUCUUCUCGCGCAUCAUCAAAAACACGUCGCAGGAAACCUUUGAGGAAUCCCUCAAGGAUCUCCCGAGCAGCACCCUCAAGAGACUCCAUGCCAAACUAGAAGCUGAAGCUCAAGAUCUGGACACAAAGCAGAUCUGUGAGAAAUUCCACGAGUUCUUUAGCAAGGACCAAAAUGUGGAAAACACAUAAAUAUUUUAGGUAUGAUUCCUUCUAAUCACACCUAUUGUAAUCCUCGGAUUUUCUCAAAGUGCUCCGAUCGAGCUGAAAUUCACAGGGUAUAUGUUUUGAACAUCCCUGAUGCCGAAAAUCAUAAGCCGGCAAUUUCGGGCCCGGCUGCCGUCCGUCCGGCCGUCCGGCCGGCCGUAGUACGCAAUAUCUCUGGUUUGGAUAGAGAUAGGGUAAAGUAAGCCCUUUUCGCCAUCUUAAGGUUUGAUACUCUUGUAAUUCUUCCAAUUUUUGUCGAAAUAAAAUGAAUUUUUUUGUACAAA